GUAAAUAAGACCGCCAAAAACUGUUUUAUUUACAAAAGUGAUGCCGGCUGUUUUAAUGUACCGUUCCCAGUUGUUUUAACAGUUUUUUGUUCUUUUUGGCUCUUUAUUUCUCGCCCAUUUCCGUGUGGUUUUUUUACACUACGCGUAUAAUGGCGAGCUCGGCUAACUCGAACCCAGUGCCUAAACUGUACAAGACUGUGAUUGAGGAUGUGAUAAACGAGGUCCGAGAGUUGUUCCUCGAUGAGGGAGUGGAUGAACAAGUCCUUCUGGAGCUGAAAACGCUAUGGGAAAGCAAACUUUUGCAGUCCAAGGCGGUAGACGGCUUCCACUCGGAGGACCAGGCUGCCCUGCAGGCCGCUCAGCAACAGCAGCAGCAACACCAACAGCAGCAACAGCAAGUCCAACAAGUCCAGCAGGUUUCCCAGCCUGCACAGACCCAGCAAGUCAUCCUGUCUCCCCAGCAGCAGCAAGCCCCCCAGCAGCAAGUUCUUGUUCCAGAUUCCAAGAUCCUACAGCACAUGACUGCAACGGGGAUGAGUGCAGCAGCUACACAAGCGGCGCUUGCUCUGCCCACAGGGGUCACACCGUAUCCCCAGCUCAUCACCAGCUCAGGUCAGUUCCUGCAGGUUGUCCGUGCGCCUAACGGGGCUCAGUACAUAAUUCAGCAGCCUCAGCAGCCCAUCCUCUUGCAGCAGCAGAUGCAACCAGGCUCUGUGCAGGCCCCAGUCAUCCAGCAGGUCCUGGCUCCUCUACAAGGAGGCCUGUCUCAACAAACUGGAGUCAUCAUCCAACAGCCACAGAUCGUCUUAGCUCCUGGAAACAAAGUCCCAGGCAACACACAGGUGAUGCAGGCCGCUGCAAUGGCGCCCCAGACUGGUCAGGCAGCGGCUGCAGCUCAGGUCCAGCAAGUCCAGCAGGCUCAGGGCGCAGCAGCACCACAGGCCCAAGUGCAGCCACAGCAGGCGGGUCAACCCCAGGCUCAGCAGCCGCCCAUAAUGCUGCAAGUGGACGGGGCCGGAGACACGUCCUCGGAUGAAGAUGAGGACGAAGAAGAGGAGUAUGAUGAAGAUGAGGAGGAGGAGAAAGACAAGGACGGGGGAGAAGAUGGCCAGGUGGAGGAGGAGCCACUGAACAGCGGCGAUGAUGUCAGUGACGAGGAGGGCCAGGAGCUGUUUGACACAGAGAAUGUAGUAGUGUGCCAGUAUGACAAGAUUCACAGAAGUAAGAACAAAUGGAAAUUCCAUCUAAAAGACGGCAUCAUGAAUCUGAACGGGAGAGACUAUGUCUUCUCCAAAGCCAUCGGGGACGCCGAAUGGUAAGGACGACAAAAAAAAGCCAAGCAACAGGAGCAGGGUCUCUGUUACUCCUCCAGUCCAGUUAACAGACAAUAUCAAUAUCCUUCCAUAUCCUGUGACUGGAUUUGAUUUUCGGGACACGUCGGGAGUCCUAAGAGAACUCUGACAACCCCCAAAAAGGACUGUGAGGGUAUCGUAUACAACCUGGGUCUUGCCGAUAGCACUCGGCGAGCCAGCCUUGCAGGAUGAGAAAACCGACAGCGAAAGGGAAAGCCUGCCCUUAUUUUUUAUUUUUUUUGUUUCUCGGUUUCGAUCCCGAGUUGUUUCCCACAUUUCACACCAUGCAGGCGUUGAGAGGACCAGAGUGACCACGACCUACUUCCAGGCUAAAGGUCAUUAAUUCGAAACUUGUCACGCACUGUAGACAGUAGACAGGUUCAACUCGUCUACGUUCGAGUCCAAACUUAUGAUUGCUGCCUUCACUUCUGCCAGAAUCAACUUUUUGUUUUUUGUUCUGGUGUCUCAAGUUUUGGAAAAUGGUGCUCCGGAGCGUUUUAUGUACUUUUAAACGUUUUCUUUUAAAUUGAAGGGUUCUAACAAAGAAGUUUAAAAAAAUGACUUAAAUCUCAACACUAAUUUAUAAUUCUGUAAAGGCAUUUUUUUUUUCCAAAAUGAUUCUGCAACUAUUCCUUCUUUCCCGACGCCAGUUUGUCUGUAGCCCCGGUCCAGUCAGCAAUUUGGAAUGAAGAAUGAACAAAUUUUGUGUGAAAUGUAAUUUUUGGCAUCUGUCAUUUUAUCAAUGUGUGUGCGCUUAAAGCAGUUAAGUUAAUUAAUACCCACUGUGUGUGUGUGUGUGUGUGUGUGUGUGUGUGUGUGUGAGAGAGCGAGAGUUCACCAUUUGUUGAUUGCACCACUGAGCAUCACCCCCCCCCCAAAAAAAAAAAUUGAAGCUUUUUUUGUAUUUAUUCAUGAAAGUUAUUUGUGAUGUACUUUUUUCGAGUCACACCAAACUGUGCUCUUACAAUCAAAAUAAGUGUUCCUUUUUUGUGUUGGCUGAACAAAGCUGUGUAACAUUGUUCCAAAUCAUCUUGCGUAUUUUAGUCUGGGCUUUUAAACAAGGAUGUUUUCUAGGUGAGAAGGAAAGCAGUGUGUGUUUCUCCACAUGUUUUAGUGCCCCAGUUGCAGAAAUUUGAAAUAAAUUAUGAUUUUUUUGGGGGGGGGCUGGAGCUGCUGUGUCCACUGGCUAGUUGGUGUGCUACUCAUAUUUUUAUACAAUGAAUACAACCUUUAAAGUAAAAUGUGAUUUAACAUGUUUUUAUUUCACUUGAUGUUUUUUCUGAAUUUCAAGUUGAAGCUGUUCAUGCCCGCAAAAGCGCCCCUCAGCCAAAAUCAAUGUCAUGUCAUUGAAGUAGAUUGAUCCCAGGAUGACUCCAGUAGCUGUGUGUGGAUUAUGGCUCAUAAAAGAGAUCAUAGUUGUUCCACAUACUUCAAUGUUUGUGCCUUUUUUUUUUUUUUUUUUGCUUUUUCUUGUAUUCCCACAAAACGAGGGUGAUCUUUCAAAGAGGAUGUUUAUGAGAAAUGUUUUCUCUUUUGCUCUGUCGUCACUUCUAAUCGCUGUUGAGAUCAUUUAUUGUUCAAUAAAUCUUUUUUAUAAAUUAAA
Molecule: messenger RNA, 2955 nt
Organism: Doryrhamphus excisus (bluestripe pipefish)
Lineage: Eukaryota; Metazoa; Chordata; Actinopteri; Syngnathiformes; Syngnathidae
Gene: gtf2a1
Product: general transcription factor IIA, 1
Biological process (GO): transcription by RNA polymerase II; transcription initiation at RNA polymerase II promoter
Cellular component (GO): transcription factor TFIIA complex
Source: RefSeq, a predicted model, not a curated record